UGCGAAGUGGGCGGCUCCAUCCUGCCUGCGGCAUACAUUUUGCUAACGCGGAAAGACUGUGGGACGUACACGCGAGCCCUGAACACCCUUAACGCCGAGUGUGGGGGAGAUUGCGAGCCAAGGACCGUCACAGUGGAUUACGAACUGGCGGCUAUCAACGCUUUCAGGGCGGUCUUCCCAAGCGCCGACGUGCGCGGGUGUUUUUUUCACCUGUCGCAAUGUGUCUACCGCAGACUUCAGUCGGAAGGACUACAGGAGCUGUAUGCUUUUGACCCCGACAUAAACCUGGAAGCUCGCAUGAUCCCAGCUCUUGCAAUUGUGCCCCAGGACGACGUGGAGGGGGCAUUCACCGAGCUUGCGUCCAGCAUCCGCGCAGAACUUCUCCCGGUGGUCGACUACUUCGAGGAUGUGUUUAUUGGGCGGCUAACGGCACGGGGCAGAAGAGAUGCGCAGUUUCCAAUUAAGCUAUGGAACCACCACGACACCGUUCUCCAGGGCGGCUCCAAGACCACGAACUCAGUGGAAGCCUGGCACCGGAGCUUCCAAGCUCAUGUUCAGUGCGCGCACCCAACUCUCUGGAGAUUCUUGGAGGUGCUACAACGAGAAGACGCCCUGCAACUUCACCGGCUUGGAAGACUCGAGAUGGGCCAGCGCUUCAAGCAGGCCUCGAAAUACGCGAAGGCUGCAGAACGGUUAAAGACACUUGCUAGAGAAUACGACGCUAGUGAUGUGCGACGCUUCCUAAGGGGAGUUGCCCGCAACGUGUCGUUCUAGGUCCCGGGCCAUGUGCCUUUUGUAAAUAAAAGUGGUCCACAUUACAUUUUGUGUACUAUUUUGCUUCUGAAUGCAUUUGGCUUCGGACUUUUGCUUGAUAAUGAAACCCACGACUAACCUAUGAUGUGUAUCUUUACCUGUUUCUAUAGUAUU
This is a messenger RNA of Ixodes scapularis (black-legged tick), 927 nucleotides long. RefSeq lists its product as uncharacterized. Bases 298 to 774 code for a protein of 158 amino acids. Lineage: Eukaryota; Metazoa; Arthropoda; Arachnida; Ixodida; Ixodidae. The transcript has a single exon. The record is from RefSeq and is a predicted model, not a curated record.